Pseudo-nitzschia multistriata is the source of this 2445-nucleotide messenger RNA. NCBI's taxonomy places the organism in Eukaryota, Bacillariophyta, Bacillariophyceae, Bacillariales, Bacillariaceae. The record is from the annotation of a GenBank genome assembly.
UUCGUUUGAAAUAGGAGCUCUCCUCCCAGCUCUAAUAAUCACGGCGCUCGUGCCGGAAAUCACUCCUCUUAACUCUCCCUCCUCCAUUGGUCUUCAAGAUCCUCCCUAUGGUACUGGAUCUCUCCAACUUGAAGCUCUUAUUUUGUCCAUCAGCAGCUGCUUAUUUCUACCAGCUCGAUGAACACAGUUGUUCAUCCCGCACACAACAACUAGGCACAUGGGCCCAGACCAACAAGGGCACAGGACGCGCGGCAAAAUUCAAAAACUCUUCGUCCCUUUGAUUUCUUUCUACACAAUUUUCGGAGCUUCCUUCGCUUCCUUCUGUCAAUGUCUUGUGUGUAUCUUUGCAUCCAAUUCUUUCCGCACUUCUUUUUUCUUUUGUUCCUGAACUUGAAACUGCGGUCAUCCUCGCACACUAAAUCUGUAGUGAUGGAUGUUGGGAAGAAAGUUGGCAACUCCGUGUCGGGAAAAGGGACUGGUGUUGGUGCCGGUACUGGAGCAGGUGUUGGUGCAGGCACUGGAGCGGGUGUUGGUGCCGGUACUGGAGCNGGUGUUGGUGCCGGUACUGGAGCAGGUGUUGGUGCAGGCACUGGAGCGGGUGUUGGUGCCGGUACUGGAGCGGGUGUUGGUGCCGGUACUGGAGCGGGUGUUGGGGCCGGUACUGGAGCGGGUGUUGGGGCAGGUACUGGAGCAGGUGUUGGUGCCGGUACUGGAGCAGGUGUUGGUGCCGGUACUGGAGCAGGUGUUGGUGCCGGUACUGGAGCAGGUGUUGGUGCAGGUACUGGAGCAGGUGUUGGGGCAGGUACUGGAGCAAGUGUUGGUGCAGAUGCACCUGGGACACAAAAAUCCUUCACUUCGACACUUSCAAAUUGGCCACCGGAAAAUGCUUCUACUCCAUCGAGGGUUCCUUUGUAGUUUGCAGGCGCCAGCAUACCAUCACCAAAUGAGUCACGAAUCUCAAAUUGGUAGCAGCUUCCUGGUUGCAAGCAAUAAUAAUUUCCCGCCGCCGGAAAGCUGUUUACCACGCCAACUCUCAUUUGAUUAGCUGCAGCCUGGGCAAUAACCACUCCACCGCUAUCUCUCAAGAACCAGCUAGUUUCACCAAGAAAUUGGUCCGGGGUUAUUUCAAAGUUGAAUCUACCAGUACCCCCACAAGCGAGAACAGGUGUAGUGCUCGUGGUAACUUCAACUGUUGCAUCAGCUCCAUUGAGUGAUACAAAUUUGAUAUAGACUCCAUAUUGGGUGCCCCUGAAGUUGUUGAUGGCGUGCACGUUACCUGCUAGAAGAGAUCCGCGACGCCAGCUCUGUCCUAUCUGACGUGAUGGAAUAUUUUCUGUUGGCUUCUCAAUGAUGGUCACUUGGUUGAUUGCCUGGGGUGUUUCAAUGUGGGCACCCGCAGCUUCGUUGUAUCCGAUAAAGUAAUCUUCUCCGCCUUGAUCCAACUUCAAGACGAUGAGUUUUGUGGAAGUUCCCUCUGUCUGGUAUUUAUCGAUUCCAUUUAAGACAUAUGUUCUGCUACUAUCAGCAAAGUCAAUGGGAUUAACUGUACUUGCUUGUCUACUGUACCAUCCCAGUUCGAAGUUCUUGGCGGCAUUGAAGCAUUUACGCGGAGAAUCGUCCUCAAGAUAACCAAAUCCCAUUAUCCCAGUCUCAUCGCCAUACUCCGUAUCGCCCAAAUUACUGUGMUCUAACCCGAAGUUAUGACCAAUCUCGUGCAUCAAGGUUGAGGCACUAGUGCACCAAAGGUCGUUGAAAAAGCUCAAAGGAUUGUUCAAGUAAGCAUAGGCAAGCCAACCUGAUUGUCCACCACUUAUAGAUCCAGGAGGUUGGCAGAAUAUAAUAAGAUGGUAGCUGUUAUAGAUGUCACCGAUCUGGUUUUGUAAUGCCACUUUGGCUUCAGAUUCAAGACUAUCUCCACUUCCACCUGCCGCGACCGUGGCGACAGAAAUUUCAAUAACUCCACCAUUACCAAUGGGGGCAGCUUGGAUGUCUAACUGGUUCUUGGAGCAGGCUGCGUACUGUGACUUCAAAGACAGAGUAUCUAGAAAUAUAUCAUCCUCGAGCUUGCUCGCAUCUGCUGUAUGCGGAACACCAGCACCAUCAGUAACGCGAGCAACCAAAGUAGUUUUGGUGCCAAAAGGAGGACCCGGAAAGUUGUUAGCUGUUUGUCCGCGAUUGCGGGCAUCAUUUUCUGACAACUUUUCGAUGCGCGUGGAUGCUUCAUUAAUAUACAUCUCCCAGUCGGAUGUAGUUGACGAUCUCUGGAGAUAAGCACCUUSAGUCUUCAUGAUGGAUUGACCAGAUACAGGCUGAAGGGACUCGAUGAACUCUUUAGAAGGUUUAGAAGUCCCCUUAAAGCUGCACACCAUUCCAACGUCUGGAAUUUCGACGUCUCGAAUUUCGACACACCAUUGGCUUUUGGUUUCGCCGGAUACAAAUUGUGUA